Plasmodium knowlesi strain H is the source of this 1251-nucleotide messenger RNA. RefSeq names its product conserved Plasmodium protein, unknown function. NCBI's taxonomy places the organism in Eukaryota, Apicomplexa, Aconoidasida, Haemosporida, Plasmodiidae. The transcript has a single exon. The coding region runs from base 1 to 1251 and encodes 416 amino acids. The record is from RefSeq and is a predicted model, not a curated record.
AUGCAUCCCCUAAAAAAUGACAAGUUGGAGAAGAUUUCCAACAACGAACUAAUUAGGAGGAUCAUGGAGCUGCAGAAUUCUUUGAUAAAUAUCUCGGACCAUAUGGAGUUACUAAAAAAUAGAAAUAGAAUAUUAGAUGAAGAGAAUGAGAAAUUAGAAAAUCGCAUAAGAGACAUUGUGAAUGAUGUGAAAACAGAACUUACACAAAAAUUUGACAAAAAAAAAUCACCUCCAUUCACCGGUGCCCCGGAUAUACGUGAGGAGGAUACAGCAACGGAAAGUACCAACUGUUGUGACAAGGAAAAGUAUGUUCAGCGUGAACCCUCCAAAGGGCAGUCAUUUCCAACCCCCGACUCGGUUGCCCCUGUCCCUACAGAUUCCUCUUCACGGUAUAGGAGCACAUCAUACGGAGAAUCUUCACUAAACGCACACACCACCAAUACGCAAUCACGGCAACACACAAAUUGUGCCUCCUCAAAUGAAAACGAAACUAAAAACGCACAAACGGUUUUUAUAAAAAAUUCAGAACAACACGUAAAUAAUAUGAGCCCCCAAAAAAAGGAGGGGCAAAAUUUUAAUCUCCUAAAAGAGCACACAAAAAAUAACAUAUAUAAUUUACUUAUGGAGACAGAAAAGUUGAAUUCUAUAUUUAAUAUUGCAUCCAAUGUUCUGAACACGUCAUUUUUCAGCAUAUCAAAAGAACAGGAUGGUAAGGGAAAGGGGAGUCAAUGUGUCCAAGUGUGUCGGAGGAUGGUAGACCAAAGAGAGUUAGAUAAGAAUGCACAAAGCGGGGAUUCCAAAUUUUGUAAACUUCAGCGUAACAGAGCGGAAGAAAAUGCAGACACAAAAAAUUAUAUGAACUUCCCAGGUGGAGAUGUUCCUCAUGGGGGUGUGGAAGUAAAGACAACCGCAGAAGGAAAAGAUAAUAGAGAUAUAAUGAACAGCGUGGAAAUAAUCAAAGAAGUUGACGUAGAGGGGGACGAUGAUAUAAUGCCGGAAGUGCUCAGUUUGGGAGAAAACCGCACUGGAUCGGAUAUGAAAAGGGCGGAAGAGGAAAUGCCCAAAGAGGGGGAACGCAGUCCUGAUGAUAAAAUGAUCACCCCCCUGCAUUUACAUCAAAUGGAAGAAAACAUAAAUGGUGAAAAGGAUAAGAGGGAUGGGGACCAUCAGGUAGACCUGAACACACCUGACCAAGGAGAUAUAAUUAAAAGGGAAAGUGAAAAUGCUUUACAAAGUGAUAAAAAUGAUUAG